Messenger RNA from Labeo rohita (rohu), 3944 nucleotides. It is a transcript of the gene dhx30, whose product is annotated as DEAH (Asp-Glu-Ala-His) box helicase 30. The record is from RefSeq and is a predicted model, not a curated record. Gene Ontology annotation, cellular component: intracellular anatomical structure; cytoplasm; nucleus. Gene Ontology annotation, molecular function: DNA helicase activity; ATP binding; G-quadruplex RNA binding. Lineage: Eukaryota; Metazoa; Chordata; Actinopteri; Cypriniformes; Cyprinidae. Bases 9 to 3542 code for a protein of 1177 amino acids. The transcript has 20 exons.
CAUCAGACAUGGCGCUGUCCUGUGCGGCAUUCAUGCCGGUUCGCGCACUGGUCAUUUUAAGGAGAAAAACUCUUGAAAUUAAUAAAGACAUCUGGUCAAACUGGACUUCUGCAUGCCAUUACAGGACUAAACCUGGUGUCAUACCUAAACACAGAUAUUCUCCGCCAGAAACCGUUCACAAAGGUCCUCCUGAUCUUCUCCAAGAGUUUCCUCAGCCGAAGAACCUGCUGUACGCCACACUGUCCAGAUCUCUGGGUCUGUCCGACCUGUCCCAGUACAUCCAGUACAGCUGCACCGAUGGAGAAGUCAAGAGAGCGACAGUCACACUGCACUGGCCCGUGAGGAUCGAGACCGAGGGAUUCGGGUCGCGUAAAGUGGAGGCGGAACGACAAGCGGCAGCUGCGGCUCUCUGUAAACUCAGAGAGCUGGGAGUCUUCAGCUCAGGAAAGAAACCAUCUGUAACAGGAAUGACAGGACAGAAAGGGAGGCAGACGUCUGUCUGGGAGGAUGAUGAAGAUGUGGUUGUUCGUGAUCGUCUUAAAUAUCUGCCAUUCCAGAAGAAAACACGGAAGGAAAGAGACCAAGGGCCAAUAGAAGAGGAUCCAGCAGUGACUGAGGCGCUCUCCAUAUUUCCAAAGCCAAAAGCACUUCUUGGCAGUGUCAUUCAGGUGGCCACGUCGUCCAACAGAGUCAGAGAGCUGCUUCAGUACAGAACUACUGGUGGGAAGGUUAAGACGUGUGAGUUGACCGUACGCUGGCCGGAGGAGAUGACAUUUACCGCUCAUGGCCGUCGCAGAAUGGAAGCAGAGACAAACGCAGCAGCACUGGCUUGUCUCAGGUUUAAGGAGCUGAAGCUUCUGGAUGAGCAGAACAAUCCUCUGACUCACGCCAGGUACCAUCAGCAGGAGGUGCGUGAAGCCGGAGAGAGACACAGACGACCGUGCUAUAUCGAAAUACCCACAGAUCUAGAGCAGAGGAUUCAGGAGUACCUCACACAGUAUCCAGCGGAGGCUGAGGUUCAGAAACUGUGGGAUGAAGAGGAGCAGCUGUCAGUUCAGCAGGAGUCGUCUGUCAGCACUGAUGAUGAUGAUGAUGAUGAAGACUUCAUUACAGAUGCUAUCACCGGCAAACCGUACCGCGCUUUACGCCCUGAGGAGGAAGAGAGUCUCAGCGAUCACCUGCUCAGCCUGUGGAUGAGGGCGGGGCCUGGCCGAGGGGUGGAGCUUCCCGUGGACUCAUAUAAAGGGAGCGUUCUCGACGCGGUGAGGUCCUCACAGGUGGUCGUGAUCGCCGGAGAGACGGGCUGCGGGAAAACCACACGGAUCCCACGGUUCCUGCUGGAGGGGCAAGUCAGGAGAGGAGAGGGGGCCAAUUGCAACAUCCUGGUCACGCAGCCUCGCCGGAUCAGCGCCGUGUCUGUGGCGCACCGUGUAGCGCAGGAGAUGGGACCGGCCCUCCGACACUGUGUGGGAUACCAGGUGCGUCUGGAGUCCCGUCCACCGGAGCGCAGCGGUGGCGCUCUGCUCUUCCUGACGGUCGGUGUCCUCCUGCGCAAACUCCAGUCCAACCCCGGUCUGCAGGGCAUCAGCCACGUGGUGGUGGACGAGGUCCAUGAGAGAGACGUCAACACCGACCUGCUGCUGGCCCUGCUGCUCUCCACCAUGAAGGACAAUCCAGACCUGCGUGUGGUGCUCAUGAGCGCCACGGGCGACACGCAGCGGCUCUCUCAGUAUUUCGGCGGAUGUCCGGUGGUGCGUGUGCCUGGAUUCAUGCAUCCGGUGCAGGCCAGGUUCCUGGAGGAGGUGAUAACGGAGAUGGGUCGACCGUUACCGCCGAUGAGCCGGGAGAAGAGAAACGGAGAGGAAGAAAAAGAUGUCGCCCCUGAUCUUGAUUUAGUGGCUGAUGUGAUAAACCACAUUCACUGCAAUGGAGAGUCAGGUGCUGUGUUGUGUUUCCUCCCAGGAUGGCAGGAUAUUAAAGCUGUACAACAGAAACUGGAAGAAAAAGCAGCUUUCAGAUCCGGCUCACAGUUGAUUUUACCAUUGCACUCCAGUAUGGCCGUAUCAGACCAGCAGACGGUGUUCCAGCGUCCUCCAGACGGACAGAGGAAGAUCGUUUUGACCACCAACAUUGCCGAGACCUCCGUCACCAUAGACGACAUAGUGCACGUGGUGGACGCCGGCUGUCAGAAAGAGCAGAACUACGAUCCCAGAACCAAGGUCUCUGGUCUGAACACGGUCUGGAUUUCACAAGCCAAUGUCACGCAGCGAAGAGGAAGAGCAGGUCGCUGUCAGCCUGGCCACUCGUACCAUCUCUUCCCUCGAAAACAGCUGGGCAGCAUGGCUGUGUUUCCCAUCCCAGAGAUCCUGCGCACCCCUCUGGAGAGCGUCGUCAUACAGGCCAAGAUUCACUGUCCGGACAGCAAAGCUGUGGACUUCCUGUCACAAGUGCUUGAUUCUCCAGACAGUCAAGCAGUGAAAGUUGCUGUGAAAAACCUAAUUGAUAUUGGUGUGCUGGACGCCGCUGAGAAUCUGACGGUGCUGGGCGAGCGCGUGGCCUGCAUGUCGUGUGACCCGCGCCUGGGGAAGGUUUUGGUUCUCUCGGCUCUGUUUUCUUGCGUUCUUCCCGUUUUGUCUGUGGCGGCCUGUUUAACGCGAGACCCCUUCUAUAACAGCAUGCAGAACCGGGCCCUCGUCGCCAAGGUCAAGUCGGCUCUGAGCGGCUCCAGCUGCAGUGAUCAUCUGGUCUUCAGUCGAGUUGUUCAGAGCUGGAAAGAGCAGCAAAGCAGGGAGAGUAAGCAGGAGUUUCUGGACAAAUACACUCUGUCUGGAGCCAGUCUGCGCUUCAUACAUGGCCUGAUGCAGCAGUUCGGUGAGAAUCUGUGUGAAGCUGGUCUGGUGGAUCAUUCUGCUGAAUGUCUGCGUGUGUCGUCUCGUCUGAAUCAGCACAGUCAGCAGGAGCAGCUGGUUAAAGCGGUGCUGAUCGCCGGCCUCUAUCCUCACCUCAUACAGGUGAAAAGAGGCACAGUAACCAAAAGUGGAAGAUUUCGGCCAGAAAACCUUUCGUACCGUACAGAAAGUGGCCCUGUGCUUCUGCACCGCUCCUCUGUCAACAGGGGAAAUCAGGAUCUGUCGAGUCGCUGGCUCACCUUCUUCUCUGCGGUGAAAUCAAACGGUCAAGUCUUCAUUAGAGACUCUUCGGUGGUUCAUCCGCUGGCGCUGUUGCUCCUCACCGACUGUGACGUCAGCGAGAGAGAUGUUGGAGAUCGUGUUGAAGUGGUGUUGCCGGGUCACACGCUCAUCCGAUGGGAGUUUUCUCCACAUGUCUGGGAGUUACUGUGGGAUCUGCGCACUUCCCUACAGGCCAUGAUCCACCGCAAUCUGCGCCGCUCACAAUGUCAGUCCACCGCAGACGACCGCAAGGACAGCAAGCUUAUCGCUUUAUUAGUGGAGCUGCUGAACAACACCGAUUCAGAUUCCAUCAGCGAUCAGGAUGAGUUCAGCAGCAUUAGCACAGAAAACACUCAGGCAGACAGUCUGUGAUGUCCACAUAUGUGUGUUUGUGAGACUGAGAAAUGUUCUGACGUUCCAGCCGAACACUUCUUUAGUGUGCAUCAAACUGUCUUCUGCAAGAAGUCAAUCAUACAUGUCAGUGCAUGAUGAAUUAAGCUACUUAAUUUAUUUAAAAGAAUGGUGGCAUUUUUUUCAUUUGUAGACUAUGUAAAAACCUAGAACAAAGAUAUUUUCAUAAUGUUUGGGGGACAUAAAUAUUAUCAAGCUGUAAGGAUGUGUACAUAAAAAUGUAUCUAACUUAAUAUCAGCGUUGUGUAUGAGAAUUAUGAAAACUGCUAUAAUACUAAACUAUUUUGUGUGCCUGUGAGGGAGGGACAAGUAAAAUGUAACAAUGUGCCUAAUUUAUUGUUCAAUUAAAGAUGUCCAAAUCAC